AGUGUGUGUAUGACGCCACGUCCGGCACGCGGCGGAACUAGUCUUCCUCUGCUUCCGCGGCGGGGCCGGAAGUGGAAGAGGUGGUGGCGGCGGCCCAAAGCGGAGGGAAGGGGGAAGACAGGGAACCCCGGGAGCCGGAGCCGGAGUUGCCGCGGCGGAGACCCCUGUGCGGUGCGGAGGGGGCGGCGGCCCCGGCUCUGACCCGCGCCGGGGGGUGGGCCAUGGCGGAGAUCAGCGACCUGGACCGGCAGAUCGAGCAGCUGCGGCGCUGCGAGCUCAUCAAGGAGAGCGAAGUUAAGGCCCUGUGCGCUAAGGCUAGAGAGAUCUUGGUGGAGGAGAGCAACGUGCAGAGGGUGGACUCGCCAGUCACAGUAUGCGGUGACAUCCAUGGACAAUUCUAUGACCUCAAGGAGCUGUUCAGAGUGGGAGGCGACGUCCCUGAGACUAACUACCUCUUCAUGGGGGACUUUGUGGAUCGUGGUUUCUACAGCGUCGAAACGUUCCUCCUGCUGCUGGCACUUAAGGUUCGCUAUCCUGACCGCAUCACCCUGAUCCGGGGCAACCACGAAAGCCGUCAGAUCACCCAGGUCUACGGCUUUUAUGACGAGUGUCUGCGCAAGUACGGCUCGGUGACCGUGUGGCGCUACUGCACUGAGAUCUUUGACUACCUCAGCCUGUCGGCCAUCAUCGAUGGCAAGAUCUUCUGUGUGCACGGGGGCCUUUCCCCCUCCAUCCAGACACUGGACCAGAUCCGGACAAUUGACCGAAAGCAAGAGGUGCCUCAUGACGGGCCCAUGUGUGACCUGCUCUGGUCCGACCCUGAAGACACAACAGGCUGGGGCGUGAGCCCCCGUGGGGCUGGCUACCUAUUUGGCAGUGACGUGGUGGCCCAGUUCAAUGCAGCCAACGACAUUGACAUGAUCUGCCGCGCCCACCAACUAGUGAUGGAAGGUUACAAGUGGCACUUCAACGAGACUGUACUCACUGUGUGGUCGGCACCCAACUACUGCUACCGCUGUGGGAAUGUGGCAGCCAUCUUGGAGCUGGACGAGCAUCUCCAGAAAGAUUUCAUCAUCUUUGAGGCCGCUCCCCAAGAGACACGGGGCAUCCCCUCCAAAAAGCCCGUGGCUGACUACUUCCUGUGACCCCUCUGGCCCCUGCCCCCUCCAGCCCCUCUGGCCCCUGGACCACUGUGACUCUGCCCUCUUCAGACGAAGGCUGGGGGGCUGUCCCCGGCUAUGCUGUCCCCCCAAAAGAGGGCACUUCGCGGGUGAGGACUUUUCUGGAGAGGCUUGGAGCCUUGGCUCCAUGUUCCUCCUCCCGUGUCUCCCCACUUGAACCGUGAAGUUUCCAAUAAUUUUGUUUUUCUUUUUUUUUCUUUUUUUUUUGUUUGUUUUUAGAUAAAAAUUUUGAGAAGAAAAAAAAAAAAGAAAAAAAUCUAAUAAAAGAAGAAAAAUGGU
Messenger RNA from Orcinus orca (killer whale), 1460 nucleotides. RefSeq names its product protein phosphatase 4 catalytic subunit (gene PPP4C). Gene Ontology annotation, biological process: peptidyl-serine dephosphorylation; double-strand break repair via homologous recombination. The coding region runs from base 222 to 1145 and encodes 307 amino acids. Gene Ontology annotation, cellular component: cytoplasm; nucleus. The record is from RefSeq and is a predicted model, not a curated record. NCBI's taxonomy places the organism in Eukaryota, Metazoa, Chordata, Mammalia, Artiodactyla, Delphinidae. The transcript is spliced from 9 exons. Gene Ontology annotation, molecular function: protein serine/threonine phosphatase activity.